ACCGCAGCCGACUAUAUACGGGCCUCAAGUAUGUGCAGUAGGGAGUUUCUCUGGGGAAUCCCCAGCUACUGAUGAACACAUGAAAAAAGGAGGUAUAUAAUUAUACCUAUCGAUGAAUUUCAAGAGGCUGUGGAAUAAUGGCUGCUAGUUCUGUGUUUGCAGGUGGAAAGUCAUUUCUUUUUGCUGAGUUUCAUUUUCUUUUGGCACAACACCUGGUGCAAUGGGGUAUUCAGCCUAGGAAACUGUGCAGACUGCUUGAUAGGCAUCUAUCACGGAAUGGUUCAGGCAAGCAUUAUUCUCUGAGUGAAUCAUUGCAGAAAAAUGCACGAAAGAAGACACAAGACCCAGUGCUACUAAACGCUUAUUUUGUCAACCGCUGGGCACAUCAGAUUCAGCCAGACAGUGAAAAAUUGGCUCAGGUAUUCAAUUCUUGUGAUGCAAAAAUUCGAUCAAACAUCUCAGAAUUAUGUGAAGCGAACAGUUUGGAUUUUAGCCGGACUAAGUGUGAUGAAAUACCUAAGCUACAGAUCUCCAAAGAAGGGAAACUAUUUUCCUUUUGUGCCAAACAUGAUAUGACGGAUUAUUCUCAGUAUCGUCAAUACGGAAUCAAACAAAACCGACCUUGGUGUUUCUACUAUAAAUUUAAGGAUACUUCAAAAUCAAGUAAAAAGACAAAGGCUAAGUCUACUUCUGUUUCCAUGUUGAUGGCUGCACCUGAUGUUCACACCAGUCAAAGACUAUCCAUUGCUAGGUUUGCUAGAAAAGUUCUCCGGAAGUUUACACUUAAUUUCAGGAUAACACAACAAGAAAAUGCUGUUGAACGUUUUGCCAUACGGUUGUUGGAUAAAGCAAAUAUUGUGGCUUUCAAUGAUGGCAGAGAAACUGUUCUACUAAAAGAUAUUUGGGCUGCACUUCACGUAGAAUCUAGCGACACCUUCGAGAUUGUUGAUUGUAACUCCUCAACCAAACAGAAAGACAGUGCAAAGUGUGGUGUGCCUGAAAUCAAUCACACAUGUGACAGUGGCACUGAGAGUUCAGUUGUGAGUCGAAAAGAGUUUGAAGAGUUGCCAAACAGGGAUUGUGAUGACUCAGAUGAUGAUAUUGAAGAAACGUUUCGAAAAGUAAAGCCACCUAUGAUUGGUAAAGUACAUGUACCAUUCUAUGCUGACAAAGCUAACCUGACUUCGUCCAGCAGUUGCUCAAAAGUCAAACGGGGAUGUGAGUUACCGAAACGGCUAAGAAAAAGAAAACGACGAUUGGUAACCAGCUCAGACUGUGAAGAAAGCGACGUGGAUAGUGAAAAUUCAGUUCCAUCUACAUAUUCUAUUGGCACAUGUAGUUCUGAUUAUCAAUGCCAUGUGAAGAAAAGAAGAAACAAGCAACCCCUCUCGAUAAUUGAAAACAAAAAUGUUGCUGCUGCACCUGUGCACAAAAGUCAAGGAGUAUCCAUUGCUACUAGGAAAUUUCUCCAGAAGCCUAGACUUGAUUUAAGGAGAAUAUAUUCUUUUUUGCAAGAAGUUGUCAAACGUGUACUCUAUAAGGCAAAUAUUGUCACUGCCUGUGGACCUAGGGCUGUACCUAACGAUUGCCCUCUCCACAACCAGACGGAAGUAUGUAGCAAAAGUGGUGUGCUUGGAAUUAAUCAUGAUGUGGCAGAUGGUGGCACCGAGAGCUCAGAUGAUGAUAUCGAAAAAGCAUUUCGAAAAGUGAGGCCACCUAUGAUUGUUAAAAUCUAUGCUGACAAAGUUAACCUGAAAAAUUGCUCAAAAGUCAAAGGAGGACAUAAGUUACCGUCACGGCUAGGAAGAAGAAAACAACGAUCCAGCUCAGACUACUGUGAAGACAGGCAAAAACGGGUUCCAUCCACCUCUUCCUCACUGCUAAGAAAAGGGCGACGAUUGGUAUCUAGCUCAGAUGAUGAAGACUUUGAUCUGACAAGUCCCAAACGACCCUUAAUUGUUUAUUCUGAUUCCGAAGAAAGCAACAUGGGCAACGAAAAUUUAGUUCCAUUUAUCUAUUCUAGAUCUGUCAAUGAGAAGAAAAUAUUAAUUUGAAUAAUAGGCACAACUGCUGAAAGAUUUGACUGUUCCCUGGAUAUGAUGGACACUUGCUAAGUGUGAACAAUGAACUGUAUUGUUAUACAUGUACAUAAAUAAUUAUACACGUAGAAGCAUUGCAAGUACUGAGUUAUUUACUCUUGUAUGUUGCACAAAGAGCACUAUUUUUGCACACUAAAUUGUUUCUUUAAGGUUACAGUAAACAGUUUGCUCAUGAAUAUUCAUGAUUUUUUUUAUAAUGAUUUUGUGAAACUAUGAAAGAAGUUUGAAGGACA
This is a messenger RNA of Halichondria panicea, 2332 nucleotides long. RefSeq lists its product as uncharacterized. The record is from RefSeq and is a predicted model, not a curated record. Gene Ontology annotation, molecular function: protein heterodimerization activity. The transcript has 20 exons. The coding region runs from base 138 to 2054 and encodes 638 amino acids. Lineage: Eukaryota; Metazoa; Porifera; Demospongiae; Suberitida; Halichondriidae.